AUUUGGUUCUGUGGUUGCCUGGCAACUCUGCAUUUUGUUGUCAAACCAAUUUUUAGCUAACGCUAGCUCGGCCAGUGUACUUCAUUUAACGCUGUUAGCCGACUUGUAACGUGUAGAUUUGUGUUUAGUCUGUGUAUUGUUUGAGGUUAUUAAACAUGUCUGACGUUAUUUACCCACGAGAAAGCGUCUACAAUCUUAUUCCAAAGGAAGAGAGUCCAAUUCAAAAACCGUCACGGUAUGUAUCUAAGUUCAGGCCAAAUGUUGUUCGUGAGAGCAAGUCAAGCAAAAAUGCGAUGAGAAUGAUGGGACCAGCAAAAGUAGAGGUGCCAUCUCCAGAUAAAUUCCUCAAGAAGCAUUCGAAAGAGCACAAACUACCUGAAAAAACACAUCGCUCGAAAGAUGCUUGCUGCACUGUGAGGAAACCACCGGUUCCUGCAAGGACUGACCACCCACCAAUGGGGAUUCACACCAAGAGGGACUUUGUGAAGACAACUGUGGCGGUGCCGAUGAAGCCACAGCCUAUAAGUGUGGACACCCACAAGGGACACAAGCAGCCCCUUGAAAACUCAGGCCUUGUCCCCAAGUACAUAAUGAAAAAGGAUUACGGUGAAGUACCUGAGUACCUGCAGCAGCGCAACGAAGAAGAGCGAAGGGCUCAGGAGGAGUUCAACAACUUUGUUAGAGAACAGCGGGAGCAGGGAGCCAUGAAACACCUGUCGGACGAGGAGCGACAAGCCGUCCUGGAGGGCCUGAAGUCGAACUGGGAUAAGCUGCAUCAUGAGUACCAGGGCCUCUCUCUCUUCAUCGACACACUGUCAAAGAAAGCCCACAAGGAGCGGCUGGAGGAAGCAAUGAAGCAGCUGGAGAAGGACAUCAGCCUCUUCGAGAGAUUCAGAACCAUCUACAUACCCGAUAAUUAGGACAUUAGGGUCUUGGAAUCACAUCAGAUUUCGCUGUGCUGAUUGUCCACCUAAAUAUCACAUGAGAAAAAUAAAAUUAUUUUGCCGCUUUU
Molecule: messenger RNA, 1012 nt
Organism: Mugil cephalus (flathead mullet)
Lineage: Eukaryota; Metazoa; Chordata; Actinopteri; Mugiliformes; Mugilidae
Gene: enkur
Product: enkurin, TRPC channel interacting protein
Exons: 5
Coding region: 156-920 (254 amino acids)
Cellular component (GO): acrosomal vesicle
Molecular function (GO): calmodulin binding
Source: RefSeq, a predicted model, not a curated record